Papilio polytes (common Mormon) is the source of this 501-nucleotide messenger RNA. Its product is annotated as larval cuticle protein F1-like. The coding region runs from base 58 to 288 and encodes 76 amino acids. The record is from RefSeq and is a predicted model, not a curated record. The transcript has 2 exons. Lineage: Eukaryota; Metazoa; Arthropoda; Insecta; Lepidoptera; Papilionidae.
CUCACUCACACUUGAACUGUAUUGUUUGUUUCUACGAAAACAUAAACAAAAUUAAAAAUGUUCAAACUCUUUAUCUUCGCUUGCUUCCUCGCCCUGGUUGCGGCUAAACCCGGCGUGUUACCGGUGGCUUACACCGCGCCAGUAGCUGCAGCGUACACCGCGCCUGUAGCCGCGGCCUACACAGCACCGCUUGCCUACUCUGCCUACUCCGCAUAUACCGCGCCUGUUGCCGCAUACUCUGCUUACCCAUACGCAUCUCCCUACGCCGCGUACUACUUACGUCGUUAAAGAAACUAAUAUUACAUACAAUUGUAUCACAGCGGGGAAUAAUUUUAUGGAUGUAAUAUUAAAUGUAACAGAUAUAUCAACUUAUCCGUUUAUUAAGGCAAAUUAAAAUUCACCAAACUAUUGUUUAAAUUUGUUAUUAUUUUGUUGUUUUUACGAACCAAUUUGUUACCAACGUCAAUUGUUGCCAUAAAAUAUACAACUAUUGAAUACUAA